CACACACACACACACACAAACACAAACACCCACACAUCCAAACACGAAAACAGAGAGGCACAAAAUUCGGUGAAACAUAAGUAAAGUUUACAAAAAAAAUAUAUCAGAUUGUCCUUAACUCGCAAUUGCAACAAGGAAAGGGAGGACGCCCAAGUAAUAUCGCACUUGGGCUAAUUCACAUUAAAAUGACUAGCUGCGUGCCAGCGCAGCAGCAGCAAAAGGAUCAGGAGCAGCUGUUAGAUGAUCUGGUGAAUGCCAGCGAUGAUGACGACAAUGACAACACCAUGGAAAAUAUCGAGGACAAUGGCAAGGACAAGGAGGAGCAGCUGCAGCAACUAGCAGAGCCAACAUUCAGUUUUUCGAAUAGCAAUCAAUGCUGGGUAUGUAAUGGCUAUUAUGGACCCAACUUCGGCGAGCCCUUGUGUGGAGCUUGUCACGCCUUCUUAUACAACGCACAAAGAGCAGAGGAACUGCUUACAGAAUUAUCCGAUGAUGAGGAUUCUGGGAAUGAUGAGCCGCCAUUUAAGGAUAAACAGGAGGAUGAUGAAACCGAAAACGAUGCUGAUAUAAUGGGGUUUGAGGAAGAUUUAGAAGAUGCGAUACCGCCUGAGGUGAUCGAGGAACUUGAGCCGGAGCCGGUGCCGCCACAACAACUGGAACAAAAUCAGCAGCCGCCAUCGCCGCCGCAAGCAAUUCCCGUAGAUGCGGAGGAAGUGGAUGCGCCCGCAGAAAAUCCCUUUCUACUGCCCAUCAAACGACCACGUCCUAUGGCCCCAUUGGCCCUGCCUCAUUUUAUGAACGAACUGGCCGACGGACGCCAUCGCGCUCAUGAGUAUCCAAACGGCGGUGGUGGUGUUGGUGGUGGAGCAAGCACAUCUAAAAGCAUCACCGGUCUUAUACCUGUUGAGGUAAUGCUAAAAAUUUUCGCCUAUCUGGAUGACAUGUCCCUGUGGGUGGCCAGCGAAGUAUGCAAGCAUUGGCACGAUAUUAUUGGCAAGAACACAUCUCAAACCAUGUGGAAAACAUAUAUAAAACAGCGCUGGCCGCUGUUUGAGUGCCUCACAGACAAUCCGGAUUGGUGUAAGCUGUACGGCUCGCUAAUGUCAUCUUGCUUCUGCCGCACCUGCCUGAUCGAGAUGGGUGGUCGGGGACAGCCGGGUGGUGCUGGUGUUGAUCUGCCGGAGGGUAUUCUAAUGAUGCGCAACAGUUUCCUAAAAGGCGAGGCUAAUCUCUUGAAUAGCUACGAAUCCGAAGGGAUAUCAGCAAUACCCUUGGAUCGUCAGAACAAUUAUUGGCAGGCCACUAUUCUGGGACCACCCGGUAGUCCCUAUGAAGGUGGUAAAUUUUUUUUAUUUAUCUUCUUUCCCGAACGGUAUCCAAUGCAACCGCCCACAGUACGAUUUUUAACGAAAAUCCUGCAUCCAAAUGUAUCACGUCAUGGUGAUGUAGGCAUUGAUAUAUUCCAACAGCAAAAUUGGUCAUUGGCCUUGAAUGUGGCCAAGGUUUUGUUAUCCGUUCAGAGUCUAUUGACGGAUCCCUAUACAGACGUAUGCAUGGAGCCGGAAUUGGGUUAUAUCUAUGAGCAUGAAAGGGAAAAAUUCGAACAACUUGUACGUUGUUGGACUUGGAAGUAUGCCAUGUUUGAGCUAACUGCUCCGCAGUAAUAAUUGGAACUGGGACUAGGGACCGACUGAUAGUGAUGCGAACAGGACUGGACUAUCCUUUUAAGUUGUUGUACACACACUUGUAUAUUGAAUGUAUUUUGUAAUCUUAAGUUGUGCCAUUUGGCUCUAUCUCUAUCCAGAUUCUCCCUAAUCUCCCAUUACUUAUAAUAAUCCCUAUAUAGUCGAAAUUACUUAACACUAAAACACAAUAAACAUCCAAACAAUACAAUACAAAAACAGA
Drosophila willistoni is the source of this 1905-nucleotide messenger RNA. RefSeq lists its product as uncharacterized. Gene Ontology annotation, molecular function: protein binding. Gene Ontology annotation, cellular component: nucleus. Lineage: Eukaryota; Metazoa; Arthropoda; Insecta; Diptera; Drosophilidae. Bases 186 to 1664 code for a protein of 492 amino acids. The record is from RefSeq and is a predicted model, not a curated record. The transcript is spliced from 2 exons. Gene Ontology annotation, biological process: protein polyubiquitination.